Messenger RNA from Glarea lozoyensis ATCC 20868, 5388 nucleotides. RefSeq names its product FAD/NAD(P)-binding protein. Bases 1 to 5388 code for a protein of 1795 amino acids. The transcript has 3 exons. The record is from RefSeq and is a predicted model, not a curated record. Gene Ontology annotation, molecular function: oxidoreductase activity, acting on CH-OH group of donors; flavin adenine dinucleotide binding. NCBI's taxonomy places the organism in Eukaryota, Fungi, Ascomycota, Leotiomycetes, Helotiales, Helotiaceae.
AUGGAAGAAAUUCCGAAAACUCCUGAAAAUGGACAACCGAGUCGGAGCUCUCCAACAAAACAGAGAGAUCGCGCCUCGUCUAGUGCAUCGUUUGCUGACCAGAAUCGAUGGCAAUCCAACAUGGGGUUGCAAACUUUUGGCGCGAGUCUACACGCCGCUGCGCAGGCUCUCUUCCCACAUCAAAAUCGACCCAGAUAUUCCAAAGUCUAUGUUCUUCUAGCGAGGUGGGAGACCGAGCCAGAACUUGCGGUCUCCAAAGACAUCUCCAGAUUAUACACCGUUUUCAAAGAUGUAUAUCACUUUGAGACCGAGAUGUGGAAGAUCUCCGAUGAGGGAUCACAGGCAGAAGCGGACCAAAAAAUUGAAGACUUCAUCAGCCUCGGGGGAGAUAGUGAAGAUCAUUUGAAAGUUGUUUGCUAUUCUGGUAAUUGUUUGACGACGAAGACUCGAGGACUUGCUUGGACAAGUGGAUACAAGAAUUCCAAGCACCGAUAUCCUACGGUGCAAUGGAGCAAGAUUCAAUGUGCCUUGGAAGAAGCAAUGAGCGAUGUGCUCAUUCUCUUGGACUGCCCAUAUGCUGAGACGUUUACCACCGCCCAAGGAAAUGGCGUUACCGAACUUAUUGCUGCCAACGCUUACACAGAGGAGAACAACGGUGUUCGGAAGCACUCUUUUGCUGAUGAGUACGAAGCAGAGCUUCGCGCCUUGAGCAAACUGCCUUCUUUCUCGAUUGGUAACUUUUACCAAAACUUGCUCUGCAGAAAUCAGAGCGAAAAUGCCGAGCAAGGGAAGCAGGAUCCUGCGCCAAUAUUCAUCCCAUUGACACAACCUGACCUUUUAGCACCCCGAAGCAUAAGAAUUACGGUGCACGAGGAUGAUCAUCUAGAUCACUUGGAUGUUCAGUCUCCACGGCUGCCGACAACUCCAGGGAGUAUGUACUCUAAUGGAGACAGUAUUCCCUCUUUCCAAAUGUCUUCGGCCGUUGGGCAUGGCAAGAUACCACGAAUCGCAUUUGCGUUGCGACUAAAGGAUCAAUUUCGGGUGUCUGAUCUCUCUUCUGAUCUCUUUAUGAAUUGGCUCGAGAACAUCCCGUCGACAAUUGAAGGCGUAAAGAUUGAGGCGGCAUUUCACAGUUCAUCAUCGCUACUCAUCGUCUCGAUUCCAAUCUGUAUGUCUAUAUACAUGCCACCGAGUGAUGCGACCAUCAACUUGGGUCCAAUCACGUCGAUUAAUCAAGUCCUGUCAAGGUUCCAGAUCCCACGUGAUUUGCCAACUCCCAUCCCCGACAGCGGACUCUGGGAUCAUAUGCCUAGUUCCGCUGGCGAAACCAAUGGCAUGCGAAGCAAUGGACAUACGAAUGGCGUAAACGGCAACUCGAACCUCACUAACCGUCACAAGACUACACGUUUUAGAGACCAGGAUCAGUUCAUUCCUGACUCAAGGCUCGAUAGCAAUCUUCGUCCGAGAUACGAUAGGGCUUAUUCUUCAGGACGAAGCGCAGCUAGCAGUUUUACCGAAGAACCGUCGCCAGCAACAAGCUUCGAUGGCAAUUACGAACCGGAAGAGCCUGUCAACGGCUCAUGUCAAGUUCCAACAGAUAGCGGUGGUGCGCGGGGCUCAAGUGGCUCACAAUCGAAAUCAAGCGCGAAAAUUGGAAAUUACAGAGAUGAGCCAGAUCAAAAGCAAUUUCCUCGACUUUCAAAGCCUGUCGAGUUACUCCGCAAUACAUACGACUGCAUCGUGAUUGGUUCUGGCUACGGAGGCGGGGUUGCUGCCAGUCGCAUGUCUCGAGCUGGUGAAAAGGUUUGUGUACUUGAAAGAGGCCAAGAAAAGUGGCCAGGAGAGUACCCAAGCGGUUUCAUAGAUGCUAUGAAAGAAUUUCACGUCUCUGGGGAAUUUGCACCUGAUGUUCUUAAAGGAAAUAUGGUUGAAGGUGGCGACCCAACUGGCCUUUAUCAUCUCAUAGUCGGAAAGGGCCAAAACGCAUUUGUGGGCAAUGGCCUUGGUGGCACAAGUCUCUUGAACGCGAAUGUCUUCCUGGAAGCAGACAAAGGCACUAUGGGUCUCGAUGACUGGCCAAAAGAGCUGAGGAGAGAAGGCGAACUCGAUAAGUACUACCAGAGAGCGAAAGACGUUCUUCAACCCGUUUCGUAUCCUCAUGAUUGGCCAAAACUUCCGAAGCUCUCGAUGCUGGAGAAACAAGCCAAGUUUCUUGAAGACAAUGGAACCAAAAACAAAUUCUACCGAGUUCCUCAGACAACUCGUUUCGUUGGCGGCCCAAACAGCACCGGCGUCGAGAUGUACCCUUCCGCGUUGACUGGCAUGGACUGUACUGGGGUCAAUGACGGGAGUAAAUCUAGUACUCUUGUCAACUAUCUCUCAGAUGCUUGGAACUGGGGAGCAGAAAUGUUCUGUGAGUGCGAGGUCAGAUACAUCAAGAAGAGUCCAGAUGGAGGCUACCUCGUGUUCUUCGCCUGGCAUGGAAGCAAUAGAGGCGCGUUUCGAGAACGUCUUUACGAAGAUCUCAUGUGGGUACAUGCAAGAAAGUGUGUCUUCCUCGGGGCAGGGAGUAUCGGAACUACGGAAAUUCUUCUGCGCAGUAAGAAGCUUGGUCUUUCCAUGAGCGAUAAAGUCGGCACAGGUAUGAGUGGCAACGGCGACAUGCUGGCGUUCGGUUAUAACACCCACGAAGAGGUCAACAGUAUCGGCCGCCAAUAUCCCUCACCAUAUAACCCCAUCGGACCUACGAUCAGUGGCAUUAUAGACUGCCGAGAUCAAGAAAAUCCGCUCGAUGGGUUCGUCAUCCAAGAAGGCGCUAUUCCAAAGGCAUUAUCCAUCAUGUUUCAAACAAUGUUGGAAAUGAUGCCGGGUAACCAAGCUCCUCAAGGAGAAGGCGUCUUGGAUAAGGUGAAGCACGUCGCUGCGCAAUUUGGAAGUCGAUUUUUGGGACCAUAUUUCAGAAAAGGCAGCAUCGAAAAGACACAGGUAUAUUUGGUUAUGAGUCAUGAUUCAAAUCAAGCUAUCUUGACUUUGAAAAACGAUCAACCAGUUUUAGAAUUUCAGGGUGUUGCCAACAGCAGUGGGGUCAAUAAAAUUCACGAGCUGCUCAAGAAAGCAACUAUAGCAGUCGGCGGGACCUACGUCAAAAAUCCAUUCGAAUCAUAUCUUUCGCAAGAGAUCACUGUUCAUCCAAUUGGUGGCGCAUGUAUGAGUAAAGAUGGAACUGCUGCUCAUGGAGUCACGAACCAUUUCGGAGAAGUGCUCACUGGCCAUGGUACAGAAACACAUCAAGGGCUCGUAGUCACUGAUGGUGCUGUAAUUCCCACCGCCCUCGGUGUCAAUCCUUUUGCAACGAUUACAGCUUUGGCAGAACGGUCUGUCGAACAUGCAGCACGGGAUAUCAAGAAACAUAUUGACUUUGACACUCCUAACGAGACUCUUGACUUAUUCGGGUCCCCUGGCCAGUACAUAAAGGCUUCUGACUCUCCUGCGCGCCAAGACACAAUGCAGAUCGCAGCAGCCAAGAAGCUGGUUGAGGAUACUGUUGCUCGAAAAGCAAAUGGAUUUGGAUUCUCUGAAGUCAUGUCUGGCUAUGUUCAUGUUGGCGACGGUGUUGAAGGCGACAAACCAGAAGAUUUCGAGACCGCAGCAAGAACUGCUCGGGGUCUCUGUGAAGAAUCUCGGUUUUUCCUGAGCGUCCAGACUUUCGAUACCGAUACUACUGUGAACAGGGCUGAUCAUAAGGCGAUGCUUACCGGGACCUUUACUUGCGCUGGUCUUAGAGGAAGUCCAUUCUUAGUUCAAAGAGGUGACUUUCAUCUGUUCCGAGUCGACGUCAAGUCUCCCGGGACCAGAAAUCUCGUUUAUGAGUUUGACAUGAUCUCGACCGAAGGCCAAAAGUAUCAUUUCCACGGAUUCAAAGUUGUGGAUUCCUCCGUCGCACUUGGUCCGAUACGAUUCUGGCAAGCUACGACCACUCUUUAUGUGACUAUUUCUGAGGCAGCAGAGUCCGGAGGCAAAGUUCUUGGCCGUGGAAUGUUGCACAUCAAGCCAAUGGAUUUCCUGUCCGAAAUACUUACCUUGAAACCAUCUGGCAGAAACUUCUUGGCCAAGUUGACCUCCACUGCUAGCUUCAUGGGUUAUUUCGCUAGACAAUCAGCGAGUCUAUUCCUUGCGCCACUUGUGUACCAGCAAUAUCCAGCCGUUACUUACAAUGGAUACAUCAAUGACACCUCCCCAGAUGCAACCAUCAAAAUCAUCUCUUUGGAUAAUGAUGGUAUUGAGACGAAGAUGCAGAUUUGGGAGCCUCGCAAUCCAACGAUAAUGACUAAGAAUUUGUUCAUGAUUCCUGGCGCUUCUGUUGAUCAUCAGAUAUUUGCCCUACCAACGAUCGAGGUUAACGCUGUCAAUUAUUUCACACGUGCUGGAUACAGGGUUUUCGUCACUGUUCACAGAAUCUGCCAGCUGAAAGUGGCUGAGAACCAUUGGACAACCUUUGAUGCACGGCACGACAUACGAGCUUGUUUGCAAUGGAUCAGAGACAAUGUUAGCGAUGAGAAAAUUUACACCGUUGCGCAUUGUAUGGGAUCUGUUGCUUAUUCAUGUGGUCUUCUAGAUGGGACCAUUCCAGCCGACUGGAUCUCUGGAAUAUCGUGCUCGCAGGUUUUCAUGAAUCCGGUGUGGUCGCCAUUGAACAUGCUCAAGGUCAAGUUUAGCCCUGACAAGCUUUAUUCUGCCUUUGGUGGUUCUUGGUUCUCUUGCCAGUCGACAAGAGAUGAUUCCUACUUCCAACAGCUUGUCAACCAGAUUCUACGAUUCUAUCCGGACAGUCGGAACGAAAUGUGUAACAACGUCUCAUGCCACCGUUGCUCUUUGAUCUUCGGAAGGCUGUGGAAUCAUCGAAAUCUCAAUGAAGCGACGCAUCGCCAAAUCAAUCGUUUCUUCGGCGGCGUAAAUAUGACGCUGCUUGCAACACUGAAGCAGAUGGGCUGGCGAGGACUUGUCACCACCAAUGGGCCGGACUAUGAAGACUUGACGACUGAAAAGAACAUUGCAAAUCUGGAAGGCAUACCUAUCAUGCUUUUCUCCGGAUCAGACAACCAAGUACUCAAGCCAUAUUCAACCGACAAAACAUACACGAUCUUACGAAAUAAGUUUGGUGUUGCAGGCUACACCCGACAUGUGAUUCAAGGAUAUGGACAUCUCGAUUGUUGGAUGGGGAGGGAAGCAUACAAAGACGUUUUCCCAAAGGUUCGCGAGCAAGUCGACAAGGUCUGUAGACCAGAAGGGUAUGCCUAUCGCGAGCCGGAUUGGAAGAAUGAUUGGGAUGACUGGAAGAAGUUGCCCAAGAGCUCGGAUUGGAGGACGAACUCGCCCGAAAACUCGUGA